CGACGUCACUUCCGGGUAGUCCAGGCGCGAGGAGGAGGAGGAGCGACAGCGCCGCCUCCAUCGUCGUCGUCGUCGUCGCUAUGGGUCUGCGGGACGAGAAGAUGCUGACAAACGGGGAGCCCGAGGAGGCUGAAGAAGAGGAAGAAGACAUUGUGGAUCCCAUAACUGUGAUCAGGGAGCAAUGUCAGCAGAUUGAGAAGUGCAUGGCAUAUCGAGCACGAUUGGAGACUUGCGAGGAGCGUGUUACUUCACGCUCCAACACACAAGAGACGUGUACUGAGGAGCUGUUUGACUUCCUGCACUCCCGGGACCACUGUGUGGCUCAUAAACUAUUCAACAAGUUGAAAUAAAUUCUGGUAUCUGAGGUGCUUUACAGUACCAGAUGAAAAUUUGUUAUUGGGACUCCACAUUCGUUGCUGCUCUUUGAGACCUAUGAAUCCGUCAUGUAAAUGGACUGAGCAAUUUGAGGAUUAUGCAUUGAUGUUAAUCAAUUCUUUGUUUUGUUUGUGAUUGAAUUUGAAGUCGUAAUCUUAGGUUCCAGUUGACGUAAAUAAAUUUAUUGGAACUCAACUUGAAAAA
Callorhinchus milii (elephant shark) is the source of this 579-nucleotide messenger RNA. RefSeq names its product cytochrome b-c1 complex subunit 6, mitochondrial (gene uqcrh). The transcript has 4 exons. The record is from RefSeq and is a predicted model, not a curated record. Gene Ontology annotation, biological process: mitochondrial electron transport, ubiquinol to cytochrome c. NCBI's taxonomy places the organism in Eukaryota, Metazoa, Chordata, Chondrichthyes, Chimaeriformes, Callorhinchidae. The coding region runs from base 81 to 350 and encodes 89 amino acids.